AUGAGAUCGUAUGUCGUCUACACGAUGUGCUCCUUCCCCACCCUCGUCGACUGGUCCCCGACCAUGCUUUCCUUCUUUUCCUCUGUCCCAGGUCUCAAACAGGUCACUGAGGGAUUCGUUCGUCGGACCUUCUUUGCGCAGUUCGUGGGAGGCGAGACGGCUCACGAAUGCGUACCCUUACUAGAACAAUUCCGUGCUGAAAACAAGGGCGCUCUCUUCGCUUACAGCGUCGAGGUGGACGAACAUGAGGCCGCAGGCCAAGGCCACAAGCCGUCCGUCCCGGUCCAUAAGCGCAUUGUACAGGAAAUGAUCCGGUCGAUCGACGUCGCAGCCGAUUUUGAAGACCGUCACGCGUCCGGAUCAUCCUCCACCGCGGCAGGAAGAAGGACGUGGGUCGCUGUCAAGCUUACCGCCUUGCUUCCGGAUGCGCAAGCUCUCACCCGUUUUUCUGUGCACCUCACCAAGACCCGGCCUGCCCUAUCUCCAGCCAUCGCGUUCCCCGGAUGUCCGCGCGCGUCCGACAUGGACUGUCUGGCUGUGAGCAAGCUCCCCUCGGAGUCACCUUUAACGGAACAGGACGUUGUCGACAUCAAGGACCUUCACUUGGAUCUGGUCAAAAUAUGUGCACGCGCUCAGGAGCGGGGCAUCCGGAUCAUCAUCGACGCGGAGAACAGUUGGUAUCAACCCGCCAUCGACGCAGUCACGCUAUCCCUCAUGCGGGAGUUCAACGCGCUUCCGAAACGCGCUUUGAUCGAAUCAACUCCUGUACGACCGCUCGUUUAUGCGACAUUCCAAGCCUACCUCCGUCGGAACAUCGAAUAUCUCCAACAGUCCCUUGCAGAUGCUAAAGCCGGCAAUUAUGCUUUCGGCGUGAAGCUCGUCCGGGGCGCCUACCAUCCCCUCGAAACCUCCGCUCAUGCCGCUGCCGCUGCCUCGUCUUCCGUCUCCGGCACCAGACCCCGUCGCAAUAGCCACUCGCUCUCCAUCUCCCCCGACCCUCAUCCGCCCGUCUGGCCAUCCAAGCCCGACACGGAUCGCUGCUACAACGCAUGUGCGCGCCUCCUCGUCUCCGCGAUCCAUGAUGAUGUUGCCGGCGUCGCGGGCGCGGGCGCGCCGCCGACCGUCGGCGUGCUGUUCGGCUCGCACAACUGGGACAGCUGCAACUUGAUUUUGGACGAGCUCGUACGACACGGACUCGCGCAUCGCGAGACAGAGGGCGCGCGCGAGGUUGUCAGGAUCCGUGACGAGGCAACAGAGAGGGUGACGUUGGCGCAGCUUUUUGGCAUGAGCGAUGCGCUCACGGACUAUCUUGUCGAUAAAACGAGAUCGUCCUCGCCGUUCGUGAUCAAGUAUGUCCCGUACGGGGCCUUGUCAGAGGUCAUGCCAUAUCUCAGCCGCAGAGCCAUUGAGAACAAGUCUGUGCUCGGCGACGGCCAGGCUGCAGCCGAACGAAAGCGGGCGUGGGAUGGGAUCCGCGUGAGACUUUUCGGCUGA
Messenger RNA from Heterobasidion irregulare TC 32-1, 1494 nucleotides. RefSeq lists its product as uncharacterized. The transcript is spliced from 8 exons. The record is from RefSeq and is a predicted model, not a curated record. Bases 1 to 1494 code for a protein of 497 amino acids. Lineage: Eukaryota; Fungi; Basidiomycota; Agaricomycetes; Russulales; Bondarzewiaceae. Gene Ontology annotation, cellular component: mitochondrion. Gene Ontology annotation, molecular function: proline dehydrogenase activity; FAD binding.